AUAACACAGGAUCACUUUAAUCUGGAUCAUUUUGAUUUUCUCGCGAAAGCAGCUAUUAUGUUCAAGACCGUCGAGAUUGGUCGAGGCAUCUUGCGAAUUGCGAUACGGAACUACUCGGGUCACUUCCGGAAAUCAUGGUCUUCGGAACGUCAAACCAUCAGCGUGGUUGUUGACAUCUGUUUGAAACAAAUACUCUCUACCGAGCGUUGGUUUUCGCGUCAAGGGUGAAACGGAGUCCAAGUCAAUAACAUUCGGACGCGAAUACGGGUGGAUCUGACCGAUAAGAUGUCCCACGACACGCUGGUAGAAGACGUCUGCAAGCCUACGUACGAAGGAUACUUCGAAGGCCACAGCAACGAUGUUACAGCGCUGAGCUUCGAUCCGACUUCCGAUCAAUUCAUAUCGAGUAGCCUAGACAAGACGAUAAUGGUGUGGAAGUUGGACCACAGGAGGUCGGCUUACAAGUUCUUUGGGCACACAGAUGGUGUCUUGGACGUCUGCUAUUCGCCAAGCGGACGCCUCGUGGCCAGCGCUUCGAGAGACACAUUCGUGAGAAUUUGGGUUCCUAAAAUUAAAGGGGCCUCAAUAAAGUUUAAAGCUCACAGCUCCGCCGUAACAUCGGUGCAGUUCAAUCCGAAUGCAGAAGAGUUGGUCACUGCGUCGAACGACAAAACUGUAAAGUUGUGGUCGGUGAGCAAGAGAUUCCUCAAGUCGUUCAGCGGACAUACGAGUUGGGUGAACUGCGCCAGGUUUUCUCCCACUGGUAGACUCUUGGUGUCGUGUGGCGAUGACAAAAUGGUGAAAGUCUGGGACGUCGCCAGCGGAAAGUGUGUCAAAACGUUCACCGAGAUAAAUGCUCUCGUUAGAUGCGUGGACUUUCAUCCGAACAGCCCGACCGUCGGAUCGGCGAGCGAGGACGGGUGCGUCAAGUUGUACGACCUGAGAAUGGACUCUUUAUGCCAGCUCUACAACGCUCACAAAGGGCCUGUGAAUAUGAUCAAGUUCCAUCCAAGGGGUAAUUUCAUGUUGACGGCUUCGAGCGACUCGACGAUGAAGAUCUUAGACAUCCUGGAAGGCCGCCCAAUUUACAAUCUCAGGGGACAUCGUAAUAGAUGCAGCGUAACGUCCAUAGCAUUCUCCACAAACGGCAAGCUCUUCGCUUCUGGUGGCACGGACCGACAAGUUCUAAUAUGGAAGUCCAACGUGUGUGUGGAUGGCAAAAUCGGAAGAGUUCCCACGCAGUUAAUGCCUUCCGUGCGAGAGCCUCACGGAAGGGGUGAAAGGUCGAACAGCGACGAAGAAGACGUAGUCGGGAAACGGGAUCGAAAGAAAUAUUUAUCGGACACGUUAGAAACAUUAGAUCUAAAAUCGGAUAAGAGUCGUAAAGAAUCGCCAAAGAAAGAGACCAGGUCUGAAAUGGUCGACACGAGGAACGUUGAAUUUUCCGAGGGGGCUUGUGCAACGAACGUGCCAAUCCCACGGGAUCAGGCAUCGCCCGAGGCACCUUCGUCCUAUCAGUCCGUUAAAACAGUAGAAGCACUCUGUGAUAAAAUACAGUCAUUACAUCGCACUGUUACAGUGUUGGAACGACGCUUGACAAUUUUGGAAGAGGCGUUUAAUAUGUUUACUACAAGCUUUCUCAGCUGUGAGAAAUGACUGAAAAGAUCCCGAAUCGAUAUCAAAUCAACUCUGAUAUCGAUUCAAAGAUAUCUUUUCUCCAAUCAUUUCUCACUGAAUGUUAGGCUUACGAUUGGUAAUCGCUUGAAAUAACUUGUAUAUAUGUAUAUGUACAAUAUUGAUGACUCGUUGUUAAUCUGAACAACAGAUUUUUAAUUAUUUUGUAACGUAUAUUAUAAGGACUGUAAAUAUGCUAACAACUCGUAUUCCAACACCUUACAGGCAUGAAAGACGUGCUGCGUUAUGACAAGAGACCCGUAUGCAACUGCUUAGGACAAUAGAAAAUAUGUUAUUGCAUGCUAUUUUUGUACUUUUUGUAUAUAUACGAAUAAGUAAUUUAAAAUGUGACCUUUUUUCAUAUCAUGGAAAAGGUACAAUGUAAAAAUGUCUCCGCAACAUAUGCUGGUACUGCGAAAACUUGCUAACAAAUCGUGCACCAACGCCUUGUACAGACAGAAAAGACACGUUGCGUUGUGACAAGUGCAAGAGACUUGUACGCAACUGCUUAGGAUAAUAGAAAAUAUGUUAUUGCAUGCUAUUUUUGUACUUUUUGUAUAUACUCGUAUACGAAUAAAUAAUUUAAAAUGUGACCUUUUUUCAUAUCUUAGAAAAGAUACAAUGUAAAAGUGUAUUCGCAACAUACGCUCGUACUGCGAA
Molecule: messenger RNA, 2334 nt
Organism: Vollenhovia emeryi
Lineage: Eukaryota; Metazoa; Arthropoda; Insecta; Hymenoptera; Formicidae
Gene: Poc1
Product: POC1 centriolar protein homolog A
Exons: 6
Coding region: 286-1656 (456 amino acids)
Biological process (GO): cilium assembly
Cellular component (GO): ciliary basal body; centriole
Molecular function (GO): protein binding
Source: RefSeq, a predicted model, not a curated record